Molecule: messenger RNA, 2695 nt
Organism: Dermacentor andersoni
Lineage: Eukaryota; Metazoa; Arthropoda; Arachnida; Ixodida; Ixodidae
Source: RefSeq, a predicted model, not a curated record
UCGAUCGCCUUGCCGCUACAGACGGCCGCUGAGUGUUUCGGCGCGAGUGCGGAGUGUUUCGUACAAGGCGAGGCGCGCGAUUUCAACGCUCUUUAGUGGACGAAUAGUUAAGCAGUCGUCGCGCGUUUCGCAGCGCCCGAGAUCGGAGGACGUAAGCCGAGCAGACGGCCUUGGCGAAUUAUAAGGGCUUAGUUAGGGUUAACCGCCGGCAGACGGUGGCCUACCUUGCGCGAACUGAAUGCCUGUUGCACAGUUGCGGUACGGGCGCGGCUGUUUCUGCUUAACGCGUGUAGUUGAGGAGUCGCGUAAUCGAAUGGUGCGGCCGUGGGAGCUGGACGACUCACCUGAGGUCGUAUCGUCAUCGAGGCAGCUGACCGUCGAAAGGAAUCUCACCGUGCAUACUCUCAGCACGGAAACUUCAGAGUCAUGGCCUCACCACCCUGAGUGAACGUUGGACCAGCCGCUCCUGAAAACUGGUGACUGAAAAAGUCUGCAGCAGGGGAAGUCAUCACCAUGGCCGGAGGCCAACUGGUUCGACGCUGGAAUGGUUGCGCUCACGUGCCCCAGCAUGGUCCGGACAGCAUUCACAGCUGGCUCAUUGCCGGUGCCUGUGCCCUGGCAUGCUUCUUCGCCAUGGCUGGGCGGCGUUCGGCGGGCUUCCUGUUCGUGGCCAUCCUGGACACCUUUCAAGUCAACAGGACGGAGGGAUCGUGGCCCAUCAUGCUUAUGGGCGGCCUCGUCUACUUAGCAGGCCUUAUCACAGGGCCCCUGGCGCACCGUUUCAACGCGCGGCCAGUCAUCAUUGCAGGAGCUGUGAUCUCGGGUAUUGGUGCGAUGCUGAGCUUCUUUGCCAAUAGCAUCGCCAUGAUGACAGUGACACUUGGAGCGAUACAUGCGAUCGGAGCCGGUAUGGUGUUUGUCGUCUCGCCGACCAUAAUCAGUGAGCACUUCGUCAAGCACAAAGGUCUCGCAAUGGGCAUCAACUUUACCGGCGUCACAAUGGGCACGUUCGUUUUUCCCAAACUUCUCGAGUACAUCACCAAGACGUACGGCCUGCGCGGCGCACUGCUCAUCUUCGGUGCCAUUGUAAUGAACGGGCUCGCGUUCAGCCUGUUCCCGCGGACACCCAAGUGGCGAAGCGCCUUUCCCGAGGAAAAGCUGGUCAAGGCUCAGGCUUCACCGUCUACCUCCAGUGGCGAUAAGAAACACGGGACUUUGCGCCAUGGGCUCACCGUGUUCAAGCACCCCAUCUUUUAUCUCGUCAUGUACAGCUUCAUUGUUCACAGCUUCGGGUUCGAGUGUUACAUAUCAUUGUUCGUGGACUUCGCCGUAGACCGAGGUGUCGCCGUUUCCAGUGCAGUUACCAUGAUUUCCAUGGGAGCCAUCGCCGAAGCGCUCGGCAGGCUCACACUCCCCGCCGCCGUCGACCGUGGCUGGCUGACAAACAAGCAGCUGAUAGUACUAAUCUUUGCCGUCCAGGGAGGAAUGUUCAUAAUCCUGCCUUUCCUCUACAUUCACGGGCUCAUCUUCGCCGUGGCCGCCAUCAUCGCUUACACCAUCGGCACUGGUCUAGUGCUGUUUCCCGUCAUCCUCGCUAUUUACCUGGGCCAAGAAAGGAUGUCCAUGUCAUAUGGAAUGGUCAUCGCCUCAGCCGGGCUACUCUCGUUUAUAAAGCCCUCUGUGAUAGGACACUUUCGGGACUACGUUGGAGCCUACGAUGUGCUUUUCGUUAUCUGCGGGUCGCUCAUCGCCUUUGGAGCCAUAAUGUGGAUUCUUGUGUUCACGUGGGAAGCGAGAGAAAGGAAAAAAGAUGUCGUGGGCAAAGGUGGUGCGCUGGAAGGUGCUGAGGCCGCUACAAAAAUGUAGGAAUUAUAAAUUGUGAAGUAUUAUUCGCACACUCAUUCAGGGUAGAAGAGGAAAACACUAGCAGUCGUCAACGGGUAAAGGCGAUCUCCUGGCGCUGAAGUACUCAGUCCGCGUUUCUUAUCGCCUUUAGCAUACGCGAGGGGAUUCAGAAAGCUUCUCAUUGCCACUCUCUCAGUGACAGCAUCGGCGCUGCAUCUCCCAUUCAUAACUCCGCAAAACUCUACACUUCUGUCAGUUUCGCACAACGUCUGUGCGACAACAGCACAUUAUGCAUAUUCUCACAUUGUCGUGACGGCCAAGAACAAGCAAGUGUUACAAAUGUGAAUCAGGAUUGUAGCUCUGUACUCGGUGAACUUGUACAGUGAAAAAUAUGAGACCCUCAAAUCACAAAGAUGGCAGCGAGAGCCGUCGUCGGUGAUCGGAAUCUUUACUCACGGGUCAUGUGCGUCGGCUAUUUGUACAUGGAUCAUUGUACAUUCCAGCGACCCGCCGUGGUUGCUCAGUGGCUAUGGUGUUAGGCUGCUGAGCACGAGGUCGCGGGAUCGAAUCCCGGCCACGGCGGCCGCAUUUCGGCGGGGGCGAAAUGCGAAAACACCCGUGUACUUAGAUUUAGGUGCACGUUAAAGAACCCCAGGUGGUCGAAAUUUCCGUAGUCCUCCACUACGGCGUGCCUCAUAAUCAGAAAGUGGUUUUGGCACGUAAAACCCCAUACUUUUUUUUACAUUCCAGCGCUCGCUUACGUUUAAGAAUGUACGCGCGAAGUUUGGUCGUGGACGCAAUGCGAUUAGACCACAUUAUUUCGCUAUAAAAUAGGCGACAACACUGAAGU